UGGAAGACUUGAUUAUAGUCAAUUUUGUAACCAAGUACCGUAUCCCAAGUCCGCAAUCAUAUGACAUAAUACGUCACGUGUUCAUCACGUUCUAAAAUUACUUCCUCGAGAGGGGAACCACGAAUCAGAUAUAAUUAAUUUUAUUCUCAAUCUCGUUGCCCUCUGAUCUUACAAGUAGUUGUGUUACGGGAUGAAAGUAGUUCCGAGAUGAUUGUGGUGCUCUGGAUGAGGAGGUAUCCCAACCCAGCGAUGCUCAAAACAGAAACCAAGCAUCACCCCGUAACAUUUAUUUAUCUUAAUUGACAUCCUAAAGAACCGAAAUCGGAAGUACUGUAAACGUUCGAUAAAUUCAAAUUAAGUCAGACCUUACUCCGAAAUUUAGGUUCAGCCUCACAUGUCGCUUCUCGCUACCUAGCACACCGCACCAACCAACACUCAACCACCGGCCACCACUCGUUUGCCAGCGGCCUUGAGCUUGAGUCACUCAAUCUUUGGUCCCUCUUCACUCAGCAUCCUACAUAGUCUCUUUCUACAGUAGCAACAAGGAUCAGUACCUCGCAAUUUUCCCUGCAGAUAGCUGCUGCUUGCAGGAGCUUUCCCCGCAUUUCAUGGGCACACGACAAGGCUGAGCCCCACCUCACAACCAACAGUGAAUUGAGCUCGACUCCAACGGAGAAUAACGAACAACUUUCCUCGCCUCACAAAUCGAUUUCAGUAUUACAACACUCGACGUUUGAUUUUUCAAAGUAUUUGGUCUUCACUUUUUCCUAUAAUCGAAGCUUGAGUAUCUGCGAAUCGAAAGUACGACGCUGCCUCCAAGAUCCAUCGCGGGGUGUUGGUUACGGUUACAUUUGCCUCCUCGACCUCUCCAUAUUUCGACUACAUAUACUCCAAGCGGGCACCGCAGAUUGCGAGGUGCGGCAUAUUGAAUCUGUAAGGCGGAUACACAAGCGGAAUAUUGAAAGAAACAGAACGAGGACACACUGCGAACGAUUGCGAGUUGGGCAAACGCACAUAGGGAGAUAGAGCAAGUUGGAAGGAAGAUAGCAGAGAUGGUGAACGCCGAUGUCCCACACGACCCGGCGAAGGCGCUGGAGUACAAGGAGAGUGGGAAUAAAUGUUUCCAGGCUGGUGAUUAUGUACAAGCUGAAGCCUUGUAUUCGAAAGCCAUAAACCACGACCCCUCCAACCCCCUCCUCUACACCAACCGCUCCAUGGCCCUCCUAAAACUCCACCUCUACCCCCGCGUAAUCCUCGACACCCGCCAAGCCAUCACCCUCCUCCCCCAUAACAUGAAAGCCUACUUCCAACUCGCACAAGCCCAAAUCGCCCUCGGCGACCCCGCCUCAGCUCUCACAUCCGCGAAAAAAGCCCACGGGUUCUGCGUCGAGGAAUGCCACUCCGGCGGUAAGGGCGCGAGUAGUAUAGGGCCGAUUACAGAGUUGGUACUGCGUGCGAAGAAGGAGGAUUGGGAGAGGAGGGAGGAUGAGAGGGUUAGGGGGAUGGAUGGACUGCUUGGAGAGGUGGUGAGGGGCAUGGAGAGGAGUAGGGAUGGGGAGGUGGGGGGUUUGAAGGAGGUGGGGGAGGAGAGGGAGAGGAGGGUUAAGGAGAUUGUGGAGGUUUGGGAAGGGAAGAUUGAGGAGGUUAGGAGGGUGUGGGAGAGUACGGAGGGGUGUGAGAAGGUGGAGAGGAGGAGGAAGGUGCCGGAUUGGUGUGUGGAUGAUAUUACGUUUUCGGUUAUGUUGGAUCCUGUUGUGACCAAGACAGGACAAUCCUACGACCGCUCCUCAAUAAUGGAACAUCUCCGCCGUUCUCCAACCGACCCUCUCACUCGCGAACCUCUACAAGUCUCUGAUCUGCGGCCGAAUCUGGCAUUGAGGGCUGCGUGUGAGGAGUUCUUGCAGGAGAAUGGCUGGGCUGUCGAUUGGUGA
Messenger RNA from Cadophora gregata, 1931 nucleotides. RefSeq lists its product as uncharacterized. The record is from RefSeq and is a predicted model, not a curated record. Gene Ontology annotation, biological process: protein quality control for misfolded or incompletely synthesized proteins; cellular response to misfolded protein; protein polyubiquitination. Gene Ontology annotation, molecular function: ubiquitin protein ligase activity; protein-folding chaperone binding. The coding region runs from base 1053 to 1931 and encodes 292 amino acids. The transcript is spliced from 4 exons. Lineage: Eukaryota; Fungi; Ascomycota; Leotiomycetes; Helotiales; Ploettnerulaceae. Gene Ontology annotation, cellular component: cytoplasm.